Molecule: messenger RNA, 1045 nt
Organism: Eupeodes corollae
Lineage: Eukaryota; Metazoa; Arthropoda; Insecta; Diptera; Syrphidae
Product: U5 small nuclear ribonucleoprotein 40 kDa protein-like
Exons: 3
Coding region: 22-1038 (338 amino acids)
Cellular component (GO): catalytic step 2 spliceosome
Molecular function (GO): RNA binding; protein binding
Source: RefSeq, a predicted model, not a curated record
CACGAAUAAAAAUCUAAGAAAAUGGCGCCCAACGGAAUAUUACAAAGUAAAACAAGAAUGCAAACACAAAAACGCACACACUUCAAUCCUUUGGGGGAACCAGCGAUGUCAACUCUCAAAGCCCCCAUGGUUCGAAUUGAAAAUCAUAAAAGUGAAGUUUUAUCUUGUGAAUUCCACCCAUCGGGAAAAUAUAUUCUAUCAUCGAAUCGUGAAGGCCUAAUACACAUUUGUGAUAUUUAUGGAACAUUUACGAAGAUGAUGGUAAUGGAAGGACACACAGGUCCGGUGAUGGAAACACAUUUCUCCAGAGAUGGUUUUGAUGUUUACUCGUGCUCUGCCGAUGGGACUCUAGGCGUUUGGGAUACUUUUGGAGGAACACGCAAAGCCACCUUCGAGGGUCACACUAAAGAAGUCAACUGCAUGCAGGGAACAAAAAUCGGUUAUCCUUUACUCUGUUCAGGAUCGAAUGAUGGUACAAUUCGAAUUUGGGACACACGUGAGCAAAAGUGUACAUUGACACUUGAAAGCGAAGGAAACAAGAAGGUUACGGCAUGUUCCUUUAGUGAAACUGGAGAGUACAUUUUUUCGGGAGGAUGCGAUGCUGGUGUAAAAAUCUGGGAUCUUCGAAAGAAAGAGAUUCUCCAUGUUUUGAUGGGUCACACGGGUAAAAUUACUGGAGUUUCUUUGUCACCAUGUGGUGGCUAUUUGCUUUCACAUUCAACAGAUAAUACUCUGCGGGUUUGGGAUGUUGGUCCCUAUACGCCUCUAGACAGAGCUGUUCGUUGGUUUCCAUCAAAUCAAGUUGGAGCUGAAAAUCUAUUGCGAUGUAAUUGGUCUCACGACGGAUCUAUGAUAUCAGCUGGCACAUCAGAGCUAGAUGUCUUUGUUUGGGAUUCAGAUAGUGGUGAAGUUAUUUACGAUCUACCUGGACACAAUAGCAGUAUUAACGAUGUGGCCUUCCAUCCAAGGGAAUCAAUUUUAUUAUCAGCUUCAAAUGAUACAUUUUUGUUUUUGCAUGAAAUAAAACCUUUUAAUUAAGCAUUUA